AUGUCGUCGCUGCACUCUUCUCUGGAUGCCCAUGGGAAAUGUCCAAGGAAUAAUGAUCGUGACACGGACUCUAUCGCCGAGACUGUCUCUUCGGUAGACACCGAAGCGGAUCAGGAUGGGCUGGACAAGGUAUUGACAGCGCGUGCCUCACGAACCUCCCAUAUGUCGCUAUCAGAACGUGUGACUACAAUCGCAACUAAUGCGACCUCGGAUCCGAACUAUGAAGUCGAUUGGGAUUCAGAAGAUGACCCCGAGAACCCGAAGAAUUGGAGCAUAGGCUAUAAGGCCAUGGGGAUCUUCUUUUUGGCAUGGAACACUCUCCUUGUCGUGCUAUAUUCGACAUCUUAUACCUCGGCGACCACACAAAUCGGUGAAGAGUUCGGAAAGUCCGAGACGGUCGUGACUCUGGGAUUGACAUUUUAUCUGAUCGGUUUGGCCAUCGGAUCCAUGUUCAUGGCCCCAUUGAGUGAAGUCUAUGGCCGGAAACCAGUCUGCGUGAUUUGCAUGAUUGUCUUUACCGCGAUGAUCAUUCCCUGUGCCCUCGCCAAGUCGGUGACGACGUUGAUUGUUGUUCGCUUUAUUGGUGCGCUCUUUGGUAGUGUCAUGAUAUCCACGGCACCGGGCAUGGUAGCUGAUAUCGUGGACGAUGAGCACCGCGCGUUGGCAAUUUCAAUCUGGAGUAUAGGACCUCUUAACGGACCAGUCAUUGGUCCGGUGAUCGGAGGAUUCGUCACCCAAUAUCUCGGCUGGCGAUGGAUGUGUUGGAUCGUGCUAAUCCUCUCUGGCGUAGCCCUGGUGUUCGCUAUAAUUCUAAAGGAGACAUACGGUCCAACCCUCCUACAGAAAAAGGCCGCUAAACUGCGCAAGGAGACCGGUGAUUCCCGCUGGUGGUCUCGCUAUGACCGCAAGGAUAGUUUAACCGAGAUCCUAAAGCUGAACCUCAGCCGUCCAUUCGUGAUGGCUGUUACCGAACCGAUCUGCAUCUUCUGGGAUAUCUACGUCGCCAUCGUCUACGGUAUUCUUUACCUCUGCUUCGUCGCCUACCCCAUAGUCUUCCAGGAAAUCCGUGGCUGGUCCCUCGGUCUAUCCGGCCUCUCUUUCCUCGGCAUCGGAAUCGGAGUUGUACUCACAAUUGGCUGUGAGCCUCUCGUCCGUCGCUUGAUUAACAAGCACGAAAUCGAUCCCGAGACUGGUAAAGUCCCACCCGAAGCCAUGGUCUCUUUUAUUUGCAUCUGCUCUAUCCUCAUUCCAAUUGGUGAGCUUUGGUUCGCCUGGACCUGUUCCCCAGCAUCCAUCCCCUGGAUUGUGCCUUUGCUUGCCGGUAUUCCCUUCGGAGCGGGUAACACCGGUGUCUUCAUUUAUGCCUCCAACUAUCUCACCGGCAGCUAUGGAAUGUACGCGGCGUCUGCCUUGGCGGGUAACUCGGUUGUUCGGAGUAUUCUUGGUGGAGUACUCCCGCUUGCUGGAUCCUAUAUGUAUGACAGCCUUGGUCCGCAUUGGUCAGGUACUCUUCUGGGAUUGCUGGAAGUGAUGAUCAUCCCGAUUCCGUUUGUGUUUUAUAAGUAUGGACACAAGAUCAGACAGAAGAGCACGAUGAUCAUGCGCAUGCAGGAGGAGAAGAAGAAGUUGGAUGGUAAGAGGGCGAGGAGAGUGGCGCAGUUGGCUGUUGUUGCUGAGGAAAAGACUGAGACAGUCUAG
Messenger RNA from Penicillium odoratum, 1698 nucleotides. Its product is annotated as MFS transporter. The record is from RefSeq and is a predicted model, not a curated record. The transcript is spliced from 2 exons. Gene Ontology annotation, biological process: transmembrane transport. Bases 1 to 1698 code for a protein of 565 amino acids. Gene Ontology annotation, molecular function: transmembrane transporter activity. Lineage: Eukaryota; Fungi; Ascomycota; Eurotiomycetes; Eurotiales; Aspergillaceae.